GAAGAAAAAGAGAGAGAAUAUGAAGAAAAGAAAGCUGAGAUGAAAAGAUAUUAUGAUCAACUAGAACAAGAGAGAAAAGCGGAGUGGGAGAGAAGAAAACAAGAAGAUGAUGAGAGACGAGAAGUAGAGAGAAAGAGAUGGAAGAAAAUGAUUGAAGAUCUGAAACAAGAGCAAGAAGAAGAGAUCAAGAGAAGAGAAAGAGAGGAGAAGGAGAGAAAAGAAAGAGAAGAUAAAGACAGAAAUGAAAUGAAACAGAAACAUGAAGAAGAAAUAAAAGUCAUGAAGAAGAAACAUGAAGAUGAAGCCAGAAAACAAGCAGAAGAACUGAAUGAUUUCAGAGAGAGAAAAGAACGGCACGUUAAGGAGCUCAAAGAGAAGCUAGAAGAUGCUCAGAAAAAUUAUGAAACACUGGAGAAAGUCUAUGAACAACUGAAACAACAGAAAACACCACCAUGUUUACUAAAACAACUUGGAGAGCUGAUGAAGAUUGCAAAAACUGCAACACAGUGUGUUAUUCAGUGAUCACAACACCUCAAAUGAAAAUUAAUGUCAAUUUAAUAAACAUAUCUUUCAUGAUUAACUGCUUUGAUCAUCCACAUUAGAUAUAUUUCAGUAAUCUGAUACUUACAUGCAGUGUUGGGCUUGUUACUCAAAAAUCAUUCAAUUAAUUAAUUAAUUAAAAAAUUGAAUAUAUUACUCAUUAAUUUUUCAUAACACCCCCCAAAAUUGAUAAUUGCAUCAUUUUUGUAGCCUGUGAAUCCAUGAAAGUUACAAAUAAAUUAAGAGUACAAAUGGCUCAAACUGAUGACAAGCCACAUUUAUUUAAACAACUUCUUUUAUUUACUAAAUCUGCAACAAGGCACAAGCAGGUAUAACCAACCAAACAUGUUGGCAGAACGAAAAAGGGGCCAACAAGCACCAGCACAUUUAAUCUGAUAAUGAAAUAAGUUUAUACAGUAGAAUGCUAUGUAUAUAUCUGGCAACAACAAUAGAACGUGGUCUUUGAAUGGUUCACUUAAAUAUUGACCUAAAAAUAUUACAGUAGACAAAUAAAACAGUAGGUGCACAGCAAAAAUUAAGUUAAAUUCAAGUACAAUAAGUAAUAGGCUAUUUGCAUUCAUGUUUAAUUUUACACUUUUUUUUUUAGACUAUUGCCAGUUGUAUACUGCUCAUAUCUGAAGUGGUGAAUAUAUCUCAUCAGGAGAAGCUUUUCAAACAUUUUAUCGGACAGACUGUUUCUUCUGGGUGUCAGAACCAAUUUCCCUAAGCUAAACAGUCUGGAUGGAGUGGGGGUGUUGUAUUUCAUAAUUUUUUUUUUAUUAUUAUUAUUUUAUCCUUGAGUACUGAUUGAGGGUCUCAAUCUCAUGUCCUGCCCUCAAAUAGUCCAUCACUUCUUUGUCUGCGGAGUAAACAUGCUCUGAUUCUGUUGCUAAUGGAAAAAAUAAAUUUUCACUAGUCAAGUCAUCUUCAUUUAUAUAGCGCUUUUCACAAUACAGAUUGUUUCA
Megalobrama amblycephala (Wuchang bream) is the source of this 1505-nucleotide messenger RNA. RefSeq names its product vicilin-like seed storage protein At2g18540. The transcript has a single exon. Lineage: Eukaryota; Metazoa; Chordata; Actinopteri; Cypriniformes; Xenocyprididae. The record is from RefSeq and is a predicted model, not a curated record. The coding region runs from base 40 to 522 and encodes 160 amino acids.